AUGACUACUAUUCAGUUGUAUAACCAACUUGUUCCUUGUGGCAAUUCUAUUGAGUUCAAGAACAUUGAAGAUGGAGUGUCUCUCUUUAUUAAAAACAUUGCAUUGUUCCCAACAAAAGAAAGAGACAGUUAUGCACAGUUGUACAUUUAUGAAAAUGACAAGAAGAUCAUGCUAUAUCGUUUGGAUGAACAAACAAACCCAAAUCAAGUUUGCAUGAUGAUGCUUAUUGAAAAAGGAAAAUCAAAACAAUUGUUUAUUGAAGGAAAAGGUCAAGUUCAAUUAAUAGGGUAUUUAGUUUAA
This is a messenger RNA of Entamoeba dispar SAW760, 300 nucleotides long. RefSeq lists its product as uncharacterized. The coding region runs from base 1 to 300 and encodes 99 amino acids. NCBI's taxonomy places the organism in Eukaryota, Evosea, Mastigamoebida, Endamoebidae. The record is from RefSeq and is a predicted model, not a curated record. The transcript has 2 exons.